AUGUCGGGCCGGAGGCGGACAGCUGUCUCCGGUUUGUGGAGGACCGACGUCAGUGUUUGUGCUGGUGUUCAGGGGAAGAUGGCGGAGGCUGCGGCUGUUCCCCCGCAUCGGUUUUUCUGUCAUUGUUGUAAGGGAGAAGUAAACCCCAAACUCCCGGAGUACAUCUGUCCAAGAUGUGAUUCGGGGUUUAUAGAGGAAGUAACAGAAGACUCUAGUCUCCUAGAGGGUGGCGCUAACGGGAUAGAUGACACAGCCACACAGUUUGCAGAGCUAUGGCACCUGCUGUUACUGGAGCGGCCGUUUACAAUAGACAGCGACAACCCUGACUCAGACUCCCAGCUCCCUAGAGGGCGCCUGGGAGGUCUCAGUGACCUCGGAGGGUUGGGAGGUGGACCAAUCGGGGGCUCAGUCCCAGCAGGUCUAGGGGGACCCAUCGGGGGUCUACUAGGAGCUGGGGAACACUGGGGACCAGGACGUCCCCCUCGCCUGCACAGCCAGAGGAGAUACCGGUCCAGAGGCAGCACUAGGCCCGACCGCUCGCCCGCUGUCGAAGGCAUUGUACAACAGUUUCUUGCCGGUCUCUUCGCUAAUUCUGGAGUCCCCGGCUCACCUCCCCUCUCAUGGACGGGAAUGCUGCAUUCAAACCCAGGGGAUUACGCCUGGGGGCAGGGAGGGUUAGACGCAGUGAUAACACAGUUACUAGGUCAGUUGGAGAACACAGGACCUCCUCCAGCAGAGAAAGAGAGGAUCUCUUCUCUUCCAACUGUUAAUAUCUCUCAGGAACAAGCAGACUGCUGUAUGGAAUGUCCGGUGUGCAAAGAGGACUUUGUGGUGGGAGAGCCUGUCAGACAGCUACCCUGUAACCACUUCUUUCAUUCAGACUGUAUAAUACCAUGGCUGGAAAUGCAUGACACAUGUCCAGUGUGUAGGAAGAGUUUGAAUGGAGAAGACAGCAGCAGCCAGCCCCCGUCAGAGUCCCCCACCCUCUCCAUGGACCCUCGCACACAGGAGAGAUGGUCCUUCUGAGACGCCCACCUGUCUCAUCCCACUGUUCUCCUCGCCCACAUCCAAUGACACACAGAGAAGACAAAACGCUUCUCACUUUCCUCUGUUGCAGUCAUAAUCAUCUCAGUUAGAUUUUUUUUUGUAUUUUUAUUUUCUGUUUUAAUGCCUUUCUCCUGAUCCAUUUACACAGACACCCAUACAGACGUCUUUUUUUUUUUGCCUAAUAACAAACCAGCCUCCAUUGAUGAUCAAGCCCAUGUCUUCUCAACUUCCAUCUCUCAAGCCAACUCUUUUUCCAUCUUUUCUGGAAAUGCACUGCUGCAAUACACUAUUGUGGAGAAAUGCCAGACUUUAUAUCAUGUACGUUCCCUCUUCACUUGCCCGAUGAUUCGCUGAAACCUGCAACUGAGCCCUGUAGGGGUUACUUUCACUCUUAGCAUUUACAGGGGCUGAAUGUGAAAACAUGAACACCUUAAUAUAAGAGCCCUGCAAUAAAUGUAAUAUUUAUGAAGGGUGUAAUGGUCAUUUUUUGUUGAGAUUGUGUCAGAUAGAUUUUGAUUGAUCUCUAAGGUUAUUUAUUAUAGUGGCAUUUACAUUGGAUUACACUGUAAUGGGUGUUCAUGGUAUUGCAUCCACCCUCUGUAGUGUACUUCAAUUAAAGAAUGCAAUUGAGUAUUUUAUAGGAAUAAUGUUGAGUUGCUGCUGUUUAAUGGUCACCUAUGAGGGCUGUGACAUCACAUGAAAGCAAGGGAUUCCCUACAUUUUUCGGGUCUCAUCUGCAUCUCAAAAAAUAUUAAAUGUUGCACCAGUAAGGGAAAAUUCAAAUCUUCUGAGCUCGGCCCAUUAUCUAACGCUUUAGAUUUCAUUGUACUCCUCUUGGUGUAUAUAUUAUAGACAGAUGACAUCCCUGUGUCAUUUUAUUCCUCUGUUGAUGACUUGUAUUUUGUUUCACAUUUUUAUCACUUUUUUUAAUGUAAAUAAUUUUAGUCCAACAACUUAUGGUUUGCAAAGGAAAAAAAUGAGAAUGGAGACAAAUGUGAAAUACCUGGUUAUGAAACUGUAUAUUAUAUAUAUGAAAAAAAUGUCUAUGAUGUAUUAAUAAAUUGACAAA
Scomber scombrus (Atlantic mackerel) is the source of this 2116-nucleotide messenger RNA. RefSeq names its product ring finger protein 115a (gene rnf115a). Gene Ontology annotation, cellular component: nucleoplasm; cytoplasm. Gene Ontology annotation, molecular function: ubiquitin protein ligase activity. NCBI's taxonomy places the organism in Eukaryota, Metazoa, Chordata, Actinopteri, Scombriformes, Scombridae. Gene Ontology annotation, biological process: protein ubiquitination; ubiquitin-dependent protein catabolic process; positive regulation of DNA-templated transcription. The record is from RefSeq and is a predicted model, not a curated record.